This is a messenger RNA of Zasmidium cellare ATCC 36951, 609 nucleotides long. RefSeq lists its product as uncharacterized. NCBI's taxonomy places the organism in Eukaryota, Fungi, Ascomycota, Dothideomycetes, Mycosphaerellales, Mycosphaerellaceae. Bases 1 to 609 code for a protein of 202 amino acids. The record is from RefSeq and is a predicted model, not a curated record. The transcript has a single exon.
AUGACCCCCUCAGACACCGUAGCUCCCCUCCUCCAAAUCCCCUGGAUCGCCCGCCAACUCAACCAACCCAACACCAUCUGCGUCCCACCCACCUGCCGCGCCCCAAAGCCCGACCUCGAAGACAGCCUGAUCGCCGAAACCCUCAAAACGCCCCGCACGCUCACCUCCGUCGUCUGCUUCUACACCCAACCCCCGGCCACGCAACCGCACGUCCCGGAAGUCAACAUCGUCAUGACGAUGGGCGACGGCAUGAACGGGCAUCCGGAUACGCUGCACGGAGGCAUCACGGCGAUGAUGAUCGACGAGGGUUGUGGGAUUUAUCAGGGCGUGAACCGCGAGCGGGAGAAUUCGUUGUCGGGGUCGAGUGGUGCGGAGAGUAGUUAUACGGGGGAGUUGAAGGUGAGGUAUGAGAGGCCGAUUAGGACGCCGGGGGCGGUUGUGGUUAGGGCGAGGAGGGUGAGGAGGGAGGGGAGGAAGGAGUGGAUUUUGGCGGAGGUGAGGCAGUGGGUUGGCAGUGGGGAGGGGGAGGGGGAGGGCGACGAGGUGGUUUGUGCGAGGGGGGAGGCGCUUUUUAUUGUGCCGAGGGGUGGGGGGAAGAUUAAGUUGUGA